GCGGCAGGGAGGAGGGGCAGGGAAAGGCGAGUUGGGAUCGGGGGGACUGGGAGGAACUGCGAGUUAUGGGAGGGCAACAGGGGAAUAGGGGGGCUGAGGUCGUACAAGGAGGUAUUGGGGCGGUGGGCUGUACUGGGUGAAUGGGAGAUAUUGGGGAGGGACGCUGGGGGGAUAUUGGGGAGGGGCACUCGGGGAUAUUGGGCACUGAAGGUUACGGGGGAUCGCUGGAGCGCACCGGGAAAAGCCGGGCUGCGCUCGGGUUCCUUCGGACGUUUCCGGCGUCGCUCGGGAACUUCCGGCCUCGCUCGGCUCGGCUCGGCUCCUCUCGGCCGCGGCAUGGCCCCGCCGGCGGGGGACGUGUCCCGGGAGCUGCAAGAAAGCAUCCGCCGGGCCCUUGGGCGGCCCCGCAUCCACCUGCUGCUGCGUGCCCGCCUGGAGACCAAACCCCGUCGGCUGGAGGAGAGGAUCCUGGCCCUCACUGCCUGGCGCCUGCACCUCUUCGGCCCCACAACACCGGCCAAGGCUGAAGGUUCCCUGAGCGUGCUGGAGAUUCGCUGCAUCAGUGCCACCAGCCCCACUCAGGUGCGCCUGGACACGGAGCGGGGUCCCCUGGCCCUGGCCCUUGCCAGCCCUUCUGCUGCUGCCUGCCUGGCCCGGGAGCUGGGAGCCGCCCUGGGGCGGGCUUUGCCCUGUGCCCCCCCCGUCUGGACCCUCCCCCCGGCCCCGCCCCUCGACACCUCCCCCACCUCGGAGAGCUCCGCCUCCAGCGGCCCCAGCGUCUGCGGGGGCUUCUCGGACACUUAUGCGGCACUGUGUGACUACAACGGGCUGAGCUGCCGGGAGGAGGUGCAGUGGGACGUGGACACGCUGUACCAUGCGGGGGAGCGGAGAUGCUUCGACCUGAGGGACUUCAGCCACUUGGAGAGCCGGGAGCUAGCACUGGCAGUGGCAGCAUUGGGCUACAACCGCUGGUUCCGGGGGCUGUGCUGCCGUGAUCUACGCCUGAGCAGUGAGGUGCAGGCACAGGUGCUGCAUGCUGUGCGUCGCUCACCUGCGUUGGAGGAGCUGAUCCUGGACAAUGUGGGGUUAAACGCGGACUUCGCCUCCCGGUUGGCAGCAGCACUGGCGGCUCACCCGGACCCACCGCUGCGAUGCCUGGAGCUGCCCCGCGGAUCCCUGGGGGACAAAGGCCUGGCAGCACUGAGUCAGCGCUUCCUGGGGCUGCCAGGGGGGCUGCGACGGCUACGCUUGCCCCACUGUGGCCUGGGGGCACGAGGAUUGGCGGCGCUGGGCCGGGCGCUGGGCGCAAACCCCGCUUUCCGCAGUGCCCUACAACUGCUGGACCUGGGCCACAAUCCUGGGCUGCUGGGCAGCCCCCACGGCACUGACCUCUUUGCCUUCCUGGCUCAACCCAACGCCCUCCUGCACCUUGACCUGGCUUCCACUGACUGCGCCCUUGAUGUGCUCUUCGGGGCGCUGCUGCACGGCUGUUGCUCACGGCUCAGCUACCUCAACGUGGCCGGGAACAGCUUCUGCCACCGGAAGACCCGUGAGGUCCCACCCACCCUGCAGCAGUUCUUCUGCAGCACCUUUGCUCUGUCCCACAUCAGCCUGGCAGGCGUGCGGCUGCCCCCUGACGCUCUCAGGUCUCUCCUGCAGGGAUUGGCUGCCAACACCCACCUGAGCGACCUCCACCUGGACCUGAGCAGCUGUGAGCUCCGCUCGCCAGGGGCUCGUGUGUUGGAGGAGCUGCUGGGGGGCAUCAGUGCCGUGGGCAGCCUGGACCUCUCAGACAAUGGCUUUGAUGCUGAUUUGCUGACGCUCGUACCAGCCCUGGGGAGGAACAAGGCCCUGAAGCACCUCUGGUUGGGCAAGAACUUCAGUGUCAAGGCACGAACACUGGAGGAGAUUCUCCACAAGCUGGUCCAGGUCAUCCAGGAGGACGACUGUUCCCUGCAGUCGCUGUCAGUGGCUGAAUCGAGGCUGAAGGCCAGGACCUGUAUCCUGGUGAAUGCGCUGGGCAGCAAUGCCUGCUUGGCCAAAGUGGACCUCAGUGGUAACCUCAUGGAAGACAUGGGUGCCAAGAUGCUGGCCAAGGCCCUGCAGAUCAACAGCACUCUGCGGAGCCUCAGCUGGGACAGGAACAAUACAACAGCUGUGGGCUUCCAGGACAUCGCCAGGGCCAUGGAGAGCAACCACACAUUGACCUUCAUGGCCCUUCCUCUCUGUGACCUCACAGCAGCCUACCGUAGUGCCCCGGAGCGGACAGACAGUGGUUGGCAGCAGAUCCAGUGGUGCCUCCUACGCAAUGGCCGUGGUCCCAAGGUGCCACCAGAGCAGGUGCUCCGGCUGCAGCGGGGCAUUGUCACCAGCACGGCUGAGCAAGGCUGUUGCCAAGGAGAUGUGCUGCAGAUGCUCUGCCGGCUGAGCGGACGAGUGCAGGCGGCAGCGCGGGGGCUGCGGGGACACCCAGGGGCACAGCGGGACCUUGCAGAGGCCCAGGAGCUGCUGCGGGAAGCCAGGAACGCCCGUGCGCUGUUCCCCAGCCUGGCAGCGCUGGGACCGGCAGGGGCCGGAGCGGGGCCGCUGCAGCUCCUCCUGCAGGGCGUGGCUGGGGACGUGGCCAAGGCUGUGGACAAGGAGUUGGAGGUGCUCCUGGAGGCGCUGCUGGGUCGGGCCGCCGAGCUCUGCCCCCGGGCGACGGCGGCUGGGGUGUGGCCCGGGGGGGCGUGGCUCGGGGGGGCGCCUCGGCCACGCCCCCCGCUGCCCCCCGGCCUGGCCCCGGGGGCGCUGCUGGAGCGGGCAGGGGAGGAGAUCCGGGAGCAGCUGGGGGAGGUGCAGCUGGCACUGGUGACGUCCCUGACCCAGGCAGUGGUGGCUGAGCUGCUGCGGGAGCUACGCCGUGUCCACCAAGCACUGGCCCAGCACCUGCAGGAUCCGAGGAGUCCCCAGGGGCAGGAGCCAUCGAACAGCACCGAUGAGGAGCUGGGCGUUGAUGUUGAUGCACCGACGCUGCAGCGGCACAGGCGCUGCUGCCGCCGCACCCGCCCGCCUUCUGCCUUCAUGGGCCAAUCCGAGGGCCUGGAGUCACCGUCGCCCCCCAGGAGCUCUGAGGGGGAUCCCAAGCCCCACCCACUGCACUUCAGGGCCCCGGAGGCGCAGGCGGUGGGGGGUUCCCCCCAGCAGGAGGAGUUUGGCCGGCUGCCCCCCACAGUGCCUCCCUACCCCCAGGAGCACAGCUGCAGCCCACACUCAGAGGCAUCAGCCCCUCCAGAAGCUGGCAGCCCCGGGCUGGAGUGGGUGGGGCUUACUUCCCCACAGACCCCGCCCCCUCAGGCCCCGCCCAGGAUGGGGGCGUGGCCCCCGCAGAACGGCGGUGAGAGAGGGGGCGGGGCCAUCCAGGAGGCCACGCCCACUGCUCCGACAGGGACCUCAGACAGGAGCCGCCAGCUGCCCCCCCCGAAGCCCCAGCGGAGGCAGCGAGCCCAUUCCUGCGACAAGGCGGACGCCGGGCCCGGGCCGGGGGGAGGAGGUGAGGCCGCCGCGGUGCUCCGAGGGGCCGCCGCUCACCUCACCGCUCGAACGGCCACUUCUCCCCACAGGCACCUGAGGGGCGGGCAGGACCUCGCGACAGCCGCUCACGGACGGGAAUAAACUUUUACUGAAG
This is a messenger RNA of Phasianus colchicus (ring-necked pheasant), 3667 nucleotides long. NCBI's taxonomy places the organism in Eukaryota, Metazoa, Chordata, Aves, Galliformes, Phasianidae. The record is from RefSeq and is a predicted model, not a curated record.